This is a messenger RNA of Hypoxylon fragiforme, 2325 nucleotides long. RefSeq names its product WD40 repeat-like protein. Gene Ontology annotation, biological process: proteasome-mediated ubiquitin-dependent protein catabolic process. The coding region runs from base 1 to 2325 and encodes 774 amino acids. The transcript is spliced from 6 exons. Lineage: Eukaryota; Fungi; Ascomycota; Sordariomycetes; Xylariales; Hypoxylaceae. The record is from RefSeq and is a predicted model, not a curated record. Gene Ontology annotation, molecular function: protein binding. Gene Ontology annotation, cellular component: GID complex.
AUGAGGUCAGCUAUUGAGACCGAUCGUCUAUCUCAGAAGCUGUCAUUCAACUUCAAGCUUAUUCACAACGUCACUUUCGGACUCGUUACCACAUUCCCUCUUCAGUCGACUACCAGGCCCAGAUUCAGAUCCAUAAUCCACCCCGCGCCAACCUCGACAUCUACCUUGACAAGGUAUUCCACAUCUAUCUCCAGCAUCACUACGGUGGAUAACCUGUAUAAUCCAUCUCUUUACUCAACCCCCCAGCAACCUUCAUCCACCCCAUCCGCCUCCGACCACCCACCCACACCGCAACAGCCCCGAUCUUCUUUCAGCACAAUCAUCUCAGCCCCCACCACAACCACAGGCCCCGCCGGCUCAACCCUCCUACCACUCCCCUCCAGUACUCGAGAACGAUCACCUGCUGUAUCAUCACUACAGCGCCAAAUUCUAGGAAGGCGGCAACGAGGUUUCGACGACGAUAACAACGUCGCCGGCUCACAGUCGGAGCUCUCGGAAGCUCCCGCUUCCCAUAAUUCUUAUACGAUUCCCACAGAAAGUCCUAGGAGGAAGCGUAGGUGCGCUGAAAGUACCAUGUUGGCGGACUCGGAUAGGUCGAUGGGAGCUAAUGGCACUUCGAGGCCUUACGCCAAUGGAAAGGCUAACCAGCGAUCCUCGGCGUCAAGCACCGCCAAUGGCACUCACAAAGCCCCCGGGGUAAUUAACGGCUCUUCCAAAACACGACCACCGGGUAACUACUUUGGGCACAAUCGCGAAGAAGUCACAAGAAUCCUUAUACAAGCCCUAUCGGAUAUGGGCUAUCAUUCUGCGGCGCAGAGUGUGAGUCAGGAGAGCGGUUUUGAGCUUGAAAGCCCCAUGGUUGCUGCUUUCCGUAAUGCCAUACUCGAAGGAAAUUGGGAAGAGGCAGAGCGAUUACUUUCUGGAGCAUCAGUGGCUAGCGAACGAGCUGGGGAGAACGGCAAUGGAUUGAUUUUAGGAAAUGGAGCGGAUAGACAUAUGAUGCGAUUCUGGAUACGACAGCAGAAGUUUCUAGAGCUUCUUGAAGAAAAGAACACUGGCCAAGCCCUAAUGGUACUUAGAAAUGAGCUCACACCGUUAUAUCAGGACACACACAAGCUUCAUUUUUUAUCAAGCCUGUUGAUGUGCCAAAAGACGGAAGACUUGAAGAAGAAGGCGGAGUGGGAUGGCGCAUAUGGAGAGUCCCGGCAUAUUCUCUUAUCCCAAUUAUCAAAAUGCAUAUCACCAGCUGUCAUGCUUCCAGAACACCGGCUUGCUAUACUCUUGCAUCAAGUUAAAUCGAAUCAAAUAGGAGGGUGCCUCUGGCACUGCAGUGCCACACCCCCAUCUCUCUACUCAGACCAUGUCUGUGACAGACGGCGGUUUCCGACAGAAAAUGUAAUCGAAUUAGAUGAGCAUGACGAUCAGGUCUGGCAGGUUAUGUUCUCUCACGACGGGACAAAACUGGCUAGUUGUGGCCAAGGAAAGCAGGUCAUCAUUUGGGAUGUGCCGUCUUUUGAGCCGAUUCAUUUUCUCAAAGAUCAUGAAGACGGGGUUGGCAAUAUUGCCUGGAGCUGGGAUGAUUCUAUGCUAGUAACAUGCUGCCAGGAUCGGUAUGCGAGGCUAUGGGAUACUAACACUGGUGCUUGUCUUCAAAAACUUGAACGGUCCCAAGAGCCAGUUACCAGUUGUGUAUGGGCCGCAGAUAGCCAGACUUUUGUUACUGGUGCGCUCGAUAAAAGUCAUGGUCUAGUUCAAUGGAAUAUUCGAGGAGAAAAGAUAUACGACUGGAACUGCUCCCACAGAGUUGAAGACCUGGCUGUCUCGCCUGAUGGGCAUUGGCUGGUGGCAGCUGACGGCGGAACUAACAUUCACGUUUACAAUUUUGUUACUCGCGAACUGGCUUAUCAAAUGGACUUGCAGGUUAGGUUAACAUCCAUCAGUAUCAGUCAAAACUCCAGGCAUUUGCUUGUAAACCAUAAUAACGGCAUUGCACAACUUAUCGACCUGGUUCUUCGCGAGCCAGUUCAAAGCUAUACCGGCUUCACCAUCGAGAAAUUCAUGAUCCGAAGCUCUUUCGGGGGGGCCGAUGAAAGCUUUGUAAUAAGCGGAAGCGAAGAUGGUUCAAUCAAUAUCUGGCACAAAGCUAGUGCACAAUUGGUAGAGAAGCUGAACGGGCAUAUUCCUGGAUGCAAUUCUGUGUCGUGGAACCCGGCAGAUCCAUGUCUGUUUGCUUCCUGCGGAGACGACGGCAAGAUCAAAAUAUGGUCCAACAAUGACUGGCGCCGCACCCAUCACCAGGGAAACCGGAAUGCGAAUGGCUCUUAG